UAUAAGCGUUGGGGGAGCUGAGGGGGUGAGGUCAGGGCUGUGGUGUCUGGAUGCUGAUUUUUGAUAUCGUCGUUCCACAAUAUACUGAUACCAUUGUGUCUGUUGUAACUCUUGUGUCAUUGUCUGCGGAGUUAUCUUGCUCUGCUCGGUGCUCAAGCUGUUGCUGGAGCUUGUUCUAGGUCACCACGCGACCUCCUCACUACGGACUCAAUUGGACUUGAACGUAUCAUUCUACCAUCCACGCAACGAUGGAGGCCGAGUUCAUCAACAGCCUUCUCAUAUCAGAGGGCUUCUUCCAUAUCCUAACUACUAUACUGGUCCUCACUCUACCAAUCCUGACCGCUAUCUACAUCUACCAUGACUACAAGGCAUUCCUGUCCCUCGGUCCUGGAGGCACACCCUCAACACCAAUGGGCUACCUAAAAGUCAAAUCUCUCGGUCUCUUCUCCCUCAGCGAUCCCCUCCGCCCACUCCCCAUCCCGCCACACUUCCGGCCCCAAAAAGGCUACUUUGACGCCCUUCCAGCUCGCCCUGGAGAGCGGCCACUCGUGCAAGGCAUCGCCCCACAGCGCCAGCAAACCCAGAAAAGCGACGAGAAGAUGUACGCCAAGCUAGUCGAGCGCAUGCGCGCCUACGCCUCGGACCCGGCAAACAUGCUGCUCGAACGCACGAGCUGCUUCGAGAAAUACAGCUCCGGACUGUUCGCAUCCGUGCCCAUCACGCGCACGUGCGGCGGCGAGAUCUGCCACGCGCACCCCUCGGACGGCUCGCUGCAUCUCACGCUGCACCCUGCGGAUGCGAAGAUCAUGAUGGAGAAGGGCUGGGGCGAGCGGCAUCCGCUUGCGAAAGGCGGCUGGUUUCGGAGGUUCGUGCCGCGGGAGUUUGUGCUGAUCUAUGCGCCGCGGACGGAGAAGGACCUACGUGUUGUCAUGCAAAUUGUGGCGGCGAGUACCUGGUGGGUCAGUGGAGUCGAUGUCAAUGCGGACGCUGCGGCGGGAGGGAAGAGGAGGAGUGCUGAUGUUGCUGCGAUUGGCCAGGCGAUGCAAGAGAAUGAUUGCUGGGCUUGCCAAGCUCAUGCGUGCGGUGCUGGCGGACUCGAGAAAAUGACUGGACAUGCAUAGGAAGCGGGAGGUCGAUGAAAAGACUCGUGAUUGUUGUGGUGCAUUGUAAGAGGCAUUGCUUGCGUUCUAGCGGAUUUUUGGCGUUCUGGGUAUAUGAGCAGGCGUUGACCUUCUGAGCCAUUUGCUCUCCAAAAACUUCCGAUAUAUAUCAAUCAUGUCUGAGCAAUUUCCUGCUUCUCUUUCGCUUCAGCAUGACCCCAUGGCCUCUCAUGCGUGGUAUUGCCCUGAAACCAAGGAAAUAUUCGAUACACAUCAAUCAUACCUGAGCAUUCCC
This is a messenger RNA of Boeremia exigua, 1395 nucleotides long. RefSeq lists its product as uncharacterized. The transcript has a single exon. The record is from RefSeq and is a predicted model, not a curated record. The coding region runs from base 249 to 1121 and encodes 290 amino acids. Lineage: Eukaryota; Fungi; Ascomycota; Dothideomycetes; Pleosporales; Didymellaceae.